UGUUUUGCUCGUAUGUUUCGCUUUUAGUUUAAUUAAAUCCGUAUCAGAGGAGAAGAACAAUAUUACAAAUUCGUGAAAAUUUGAUAGAAAUUUUCAAUUUAAUUUGCGUACAAAUCGAAAUAGUAACGGAAGCAGCUCCACACAAAAUAAUACAAAAUGCGCCGUCGUGCCGGAGUCGGGGCCAUCCAAAAGCAGAAGCUCGAGGCGGAGAAGUAUCGCGACAAGGGCACGGAACUGCAGGAUUCUCAAUUCGAGCAGAUGGUGAAACAGAUGGACGUCCUGAAGGAGAACCUGGAGGAAUUUGCUGCGAAGCACAAGGUGGAGAUAAAGAAGAAUCCACAGUUCAGGCGACAGUUCCAGGAGAUGUGCGCUGCUAUUGGGGUGGACCCGUUGGCCUCCGGGAAAGGCUUCUGGAGUGUUUUGGGAAUGGGCGAUUUCUAUUACGAGCUAGCGGUUCAGGUGGUGGAAGUUUGCUUGGCGGCGAACCAUAGUACAGGAGGCCUUAUGGAAUUGAAUGAACUGCGGAAUCGAUUGGUGGCGGCGCGAGGGCGCAAGCAAAUCCACCAGGAAAUCGUGAACGAAGACAUCGUGAUGGCCGCAAGAAAGCUGAAGAUAUUUGGCAACGGUUUCACGGUGUUUCCCGUAGGGGACGGACGAUACAUGGUUCAGUCGAUCCCCGGAGAGUUGAGUCUGCAGGAAACGUCGGUCUUGAGUGCAGCUGCCAAUCAGGGUCAGGGAUACGUCACUAUCUCGAUGCUGAUGGACAAUUUGGGAUGGACUGAAUUCCGAGCUCGGCAAGCCAUUGAAAAGAUUCUGUCCGAUGGUUUGGCUUGGGUGGACAAUCAAGGGGGAGAGGUGUCCUAUUGGUUUCCUAGUUUGUUUCCUGGUCGUGUUGGUUCGAAAUCGUGAUAUAUAUUAACGUAGAAAAAAUCCUAUCAAGUGUGUUAUAAUAUUGUAUGCCCAGUCACUGUAGUCAACUAUCCAUUUUGAGUCUAUAGUACGACAAGAUAUGAAGAAUGA
This is a messenger RNA of Aedes aegypti (yellow fever mosquito), 1020 nucleotides long. It is a transcript of the gene lsn, whose product is annotated as vacuolar-sorting protein SNF8. The transcript is spliced from 3 exons. The record is from RefSeq and is a predicted model, not a curated record. NCBI's taxonomy places the organism in Eukaryota, Metazoa, Arthropoda, Insecta, Diptera, Culicidae. Gene Ontology annotation, biological process: protein transport to vacuole involved in ubiquitin-dependent protein catabolic process via the multivesicular body sorting pathway. Gene Ontology annotation, cellular component: ESCRT II complex. Bases 157 to 909 code for a protein of 250 amino acids.